Leptonychotes weddellii (Weddell seal) is the source of this 1043-nucleotide messenger RNA. The record is from RefSeq and is a predicted model, not a curated record. NCBI's taxonomy places the organism in Eukaryota, Metazoa, Chordata, Mammalia, Carnivora, Phocidae.
CUUCUUUGGUUCUCAGACUCUAGAUGCCAAGAAAGGGGACUCCCUGCGCAGACUGAGCCUUGGCUCAGACAGCUUAGUGGGAGAAUCCCAAAGGCCAUUCCUCCCCUUCCUGAGCCUCUGGGCAAGGAGGGCGGGAUCUUGGUUCCAGGGUCUCAGUACCCCCAGUGCCAUUUGAGCUGCUUGUACUCAUCAUCUCUAUUAAUAACUACUCUCCCUCCCCCACUGCCAGUGCUGCCCCCACGCCUGCCCAGCUCGGGUUCUCCGGUCACAGCAGCUCAGGCCUCCAAAGCUGCUGGACCCCAGGGAGAGCUGACCACCGCCUGAACAGCCGGCUGAAUCUGCCUCCACAAUGCCGCUCUCAGGAACCCCAGCCCCCAACAAGAAGAGGAAAUCCAGCAAGCUGAUCAUGGAACUCACUGGAGGUGGACGGGAGAGCUCAGGCCUGAAUCUGGGCAAGAAGAUCAGUGUCCCAAGGGAUGUGAUGUUGGAAGAGCUGUCACUGCUCACUAAUAGGGGCUCCAAGAUGUUCAAACUGCGGCAGAUACGGGUAGAGAAAUUUAUUUAUGAAAACCACCCUGAUGUCUUCUCUGACAGCUCAAUGGAUCACUUCCAGAAGUUCCUUCCCACAGUUGGGGGACAGCUGGGCACAGCUGGUCAGGGAUUCUCCUACAGCAAGGGCAGCAGUGGAGGCCAGGCAGGGGGCAGUGACUCUGCCAGACAGUAUGGCUCUGACCAGCAGCACCAUCAGGGCUCUGGAUCUGGAUCUGGGGGUACAGGUGGUCCUGGGGGCCAGACUGGCAGAGGAGGAGAUGCUGGGACAGCAGGGGUUGGCGAGACAGGAACAGGAGACCAGACAGGUGGAGAAGGAAAACAUAUCACUGUGUUCAAGACCUAUAUUUCCCCAUGGGAGCGAGCCAUGGGGGUUGACCCUCAACAAAAAGUGGAGCUUGGCAUCGACCUGCUGGCUUAUGGGGCCAAACCUGAACUCCCCCACUAUAAAUCCUUCAACAGGUAGGGGUUGUGAAGAAGGAACCAGAUGCAUU